AUGGCGAAGCCGCCCGUCGUCGACGAUGCGUACCGUCAGGCCAUUGAGGCCGUCGCGAAGGACGUCACCGGCUACAUAAAGGAGUCGCCCUCACGCGUGCCGAUGUGCCUGCGCGUCGCCCUGCACGACGCGAUGACCUACGACGAGGGCACGCGGACAGGCGGUGCGAACGGCAGCAUCAGGGUCGACCGAGAGCUGUCUCAGACGGCGAACGCGGGCCUCGAGCCGGUGAUCGGAGCCCUGACGGCGAUCAAGAACAAGCACAGCGCGGUGACGCACGCGGACGUCUUCCACCUCGCCGGCGUCGUCGCGGCGCAGCUCGCCGGCGCGGCUGACGUGAGCUUCGUGCCCGGGCGGCGCGACAGCCGGGUGUGCCUCCCCGAGGGCCGCCUCGUCUCCGCGGACGACCUGGCCAGCGCGGACAAGGUCAAGAAGAAGCUCCUGCGCCUCGGACUCCCCCUGCGCCUCGGGGUCGCCCUCCUCGGCGUGCAUCCCUUCGGGGUGUCUUUGGGACAGUCCGCGGCCGCGGAGUCGAGCGUCGGAGAGGCGAGCCCGUACGCGAUCAACAACAUGUACUUCGCGGCGCUGCUCGAGGAGGCCGUCGCGGACCUGAAAGCCCACAGGCCGAUCCUCGAGGACAGCCAGAUCAGGGCUAUCUGCGAGGAGUUCGCGAAUGACAACGACGCCUUCCUUGCCGCCUACUGCCGGGCGCACACCCUCGUGUCGCUGGCGGGGCAGGACCUGCAGCCGCCCGCGGGGCUCGCGAGCGGCGGUGCGGGCGGCAGCGAGGGCGGCGACGCGGGGUGGGGCACGACGUACGUGGCUGGGGCGGUGGUGGCAGUGGCGGUGGCAGCGGGCGCGUGGUACUACUUCUCGUCGUGGCGGCGCCGAGCGCGACGACGCAUGUAA
Messenger RNA from Pedinophyceae sp. YPF-701, 909 nucleotides. The record is from the annotation of a GenBank genome assembly. Lineage: Eukaryota; Viridiplantae; Chlorophyta; Pedinophyceae.